UGAUCGCUGUGUCCUAUGGACACAGCUGAUCACAGGAGAGAAAUGCCGAUAACCGGCAUUUCCAUGUUUGCAUGUGAUCAGCUGUGAUUGGACACAGCUGAUCACAUGACCGAGCCGACAUCUUCGGCUCUUUCCAUGAUCGGUGAUCCGCUGUGUCCGAGGGUGAGAAUGGGAGGACGUCAUAUGACGUCCUCUCAGAACGAGAGAACCACCUUGCGCCCGUCAUUGGACUAUAUGGCGGGCGGGAGGUGGUUAAAGACAUAGU
Staurois parvus is the source of this 265-nucleotide messenger RNA. NCBI's taxonomy places the organism in Eukaryota, Metazoa, Chordata, Amphibia, Anura, Ranidae. The record is from the annotation of a GenBank genome assembly.